This is a messenger RNA of Eucalyptus grandis, 2611 nucleotides long. RefSeq names its product disease resistance protein RUN1-like. NCBI's taxonomy places the organism in Eukaryota, Viridiplantae, Streptophyta, Magnoliopsida, Myrtales, Myrtaceae. The record is from RefSeq and is a predicted model, not a curated record. Gene Ontology annotation, molecular function: ADP binding; ATP hydrolysis activity. The transcript is spliced from 3 exons. Gene Ontology annotation, biological process: defense response; signal transduction. The coding region runs from base 758 to 2611 and encodes 617 amino acids.
CGGCAGAAAGUCAACACAGAACCGCGUUAUCCGAUUGCCAAGUACAAGUUCUCUCUAAUUCCAGAUCUGAAGCACAUCGAAGCCUCUACGACCAGAGCGAGAGCUUCGGCUUGAAUCGGAGAAGGAAGCAGCGAUCUUCUUUCUCGCGAAUCCACCAAGCAGUACACCCGACGCCGUCGCGAAGAGCACCUGCAAUCGCUCCUUCCGAACCACCGGCUUCAAAGGACUGGUUUUUCGGUGGGCACCAAUCAGCAGGGUUCCUGGGUUUGGUGGGGCGGUCUUCGCUCGGAACACGAGGGUCGUUUCUGGGAUCUCCAGAUAUACCGGAUAAGAGCUGCGAUUUUAUCGAGAGAUAGUAAGUUCGCCGUCUGUUGUUGGUGAUUUCUUCGUACCCACUACUCGUCCUUUCUCGUGACGUUCUGACCUGAGAUGAUCUGCAAAUUUACCUCAGCGUCUUUUGAGAUUAGCGUCUAUUGACAAACCAAGCCGGUCCAGGUUGAGGCGUGAAGGUGAUCCUCGGGUAUUUUAUAGCCCAAUUAAGAAAUUAACGUACUCAUUGUGUGUGAGGGGACCAAAACCAACAAGAUUGACUCGACUGAAGGAUGAUGUGCAAAGGAAGAUAGGGCAAGCACUAAAACCAUGCAACUGCUCCUAGUCAAUCAAAUACUAAUUUAUUAAAGAUUUCGUGUUUAUUUUAUUCUUUCUUGGUAAAAGAUUUCAUGUUCAUACUUCAUAGAGACUAGUUAUCAAUCUUUUUAUGCAGCAGAAGAGCAUCUUUCUUUCCAACUCCCCCCUGAUUGCCACCAUGGACAAUGGACGGAGUCACAUUGAAACAAAUGAAGGGAUGCACCCUUCAUUCAUCUCUCCAACACCCACAGGAGAAGGUAAUGAUCAUUAUGAUGUGUUCUUGAGCUUUAGAGGGUCAGAUACCCGCAAGGAAUUUGCCGAUCACCUCUAUCACAGUCUAGACAAGGCAGGGAUUGUACCGGUUUUCGUGUUCAGGGAUGAUAAGAGCAUUCCAAUUGGCGAGGAAUUCGGUCCACGGAUUCUUGAUGCCAUCGCUCGGUCUAAGAUUUUGAUCCUCAUCAUCUCCAAAAAUUAUGCAUCAAGCAAAUGGUGCCUUCGUGAGCUUAUUCAUAUCAUGGAUCACGCGAAGAGCACAUCACAUAUAGUUUUGCCCAUCUUUUAUAAGGUGGAUCCAUCGGAUGUGCGGCAUCUAAAAGGAAGUUUUGGGAUGGCUUUCCAUUCAUGUAAGGAGUAUUUUGAUGAGGAGGAUAUCCAUAAAGGGCAGCAAGCACUCAAAGAAGUGAGUUACUUACAUGGAUGGGAGUCUGAGAAAGUUGCUAAUGGGCAUGAAGGAGAAUUAGUGAGAAAAGUUAUCGAAAAGGUUUUGAGUAAGUUGCGACGAAAUUUUCAGCUUGAUGUUACUGAGCACUUACUUGGAAUUGAUGAUCAUGUGAACAGAAUCAUGAAAUGGGUAGACACUCCUACCACUAAUGCUCGAAUGAUUGGAAUCUAUGGCAUGGGUGGGAUUGGAAAAACGACUCUUGCCAAGGUAAUCUAUAACCAGCUGUCGAAUGACUUUGUGCAUCGUAGCUUCCUUGCAGAUAUUCGAGAAACAGCUUGCCGCAACAAUAUUGUUCAUUUACAAAAGCAACUAAUUAAGGGCAUUCUACAAAUCGAACCUCAAUUUGGGAAUGUUGAUGAUGGAAUUAAUUUGAUCAAAUCUAGAUUCAAAGGAAAAAAGGUUCUCAUUCUUCUGGAUGAUAUAGAUCACGAGGAUCAAUUAAAUGCUUUGGCUAGAGAACAUAAUUGGUUUAUGGCAGGAAGUGUUAUUAUUGUUACAACCAGAUAUAAAGCCAUUCUUGAUCAAUCUAAAUUCGAUGUACACAAGUAUGAUUUGAAUGAAUUGGAUCAGGAGCAUGCUUUGCUUUUGUUUAAUAGACAUGCAUUUUAUAUGGACCAAUCUUCGAAGGACUUUGAGGGUCUAUCUCGUGAUAUUGUAUCCACCAUGGGUGGGCUUCCCUUGGCACUUAAGGUCGUAGGUUCAUACUUGUAUAAAAAACCGAAUCAAAAAGUAUGGGAAGAUGUGCGGAAGCAGUUAAAAAGCCAACCACAUAGAGACGUCCAAAAAAUAUUGCAAAUAAGUUAUGAUGCAUUAGAAGAUGGACAUAAGCAGAUUUUUCUCGAUAUUGUUUGUUUCUUUAUUGGCGUAAAUGGAACAUACAUUGAAUACGCCAUGUACAUGUGGGAGGACUGUGGGUUUUAUCCAAGUCAAGGUAUUGAAGAGUUGAAGUUGAGGUGCUUAAUUAAGAUUGGAGAUUGUGGUCAAUUUGAGAUGCAUGAUCAAUUGAGAGAUCUUGGAAGGAGCAUUUUUUGCCAAGGACAACCGCCUGAGAAACGUAGCGGACCAUGGGACGACGACUAUGACGGAGUCCCAAAAGUACUAAGAACCUAUAGAUCGGUAAAAUAUGGCACUCCUUUCUUUUUCUUUCCCUCUUAUUUUAAUAUAUUUAAUUUGAUCUAUUCUAAUAUGUCAUCUAUGAUGAACAUAUGCUCUUGCUUUUUAGGAAGAAAGAUCUAUGUAAACAUCCAUUUAUGUCCAUCUUAG